Messenger RNA from Homalodisca vitripennis (glassy-winged sharpshooter), 537 nucleotides. Its product is annotated as histidine-rich glycoprotein-like. NCBI's taxonomy places the organism in Eukaryota, Metazoa, Arthropoda, Insecta, Hemiptera, Cicadellidae. Bases 1 to 537 code for a protein of 178 amino acids. The record is from RefSeq and is a predicted model, not a curated record. The transcript has a single exon.
AUGCCACGAGAGACAUCCCACGAGACACAUCAUAUAAGACACAUGCCACGAGACACAUCAUAUAAGACACAUGACACGAGACACAUCUCACGAGACACAUCACACGAGACACAUCAUAUAAGACACAUGCCACGAGACACAUCAUAUAAGACACAUGACACGAGACACAUCUCACGAGACACAUCCCACGAGACACAUCAUAUAAGACACAUGAUACGAGACACAUCCCACGAGACACAUGCCACGAGACACAUCCCACGAGACACUUCCCACGAGACACAUGCCACGAGACACAUGGUACGAGACACAUGCCACGAGACACUUGCCACGAGACACACGCCAAGAUUUACAUGCCACGAGACACAUGGCCACGAGACACAUCCCACGAGACACAUCCCACGAGACACAUCCCACGAGACACUUCCCACGAGACACAUGACACGAGACACAUCCCACGAGACACAUGCCACGAGACACAUCACACGAGACACAUCCCACGAGACACAUGACACGAGACACAUCCCACGAGACACAUGA